GAGAGAGAGAGAGAGAGAGAGAGAGAGAGACACACAGACACAGACACAGACACAGACAUAGUUAUACCGUGUAAAAACUCCGUCAUGUUUAUAUUGAGCCCCAGACUGUUUAAACUCCGUACAUUAGCUGUUAUAACGCAGCGCUCGUGCAGCAGCACCAACAAGCAGCCGGUGGUGUUUAUGGAGCUCGCGGCGGAUACUGAACCUCUGGGUAGAGUCACCUUCCAGCUGAACUCAGACACGGUUCCAAAAACAGCAGAGAAUUUCCGAGCUCUGUGUACAGGAGAACACGGUUUUGGAUACAAAGGCUCCAUCUUCCACAGAGUCAUACCACAGUUCAUGUGUCAGGGUGGUGAUUUUACCCAUCAUAAUGGUACAGGAGGGAAGUCAAUCUACGGCACACGUUUUCCUGAUGAGAACUUUACACUGAAACACACAGGGCCUGGUAUUCUGUCUAUGGCCAAUGCAGGACCAAACACCAACGGCUCCCAGUUCUUCAUCUGCACUGUAAAAGCUGAAUGGUUGGAUGGGAAGCACGUGGUGUUCGGUAGUGUGAAGGAGGGGAUGGAGGUGGUGAAGAAGGUGGAGGCGUUCGGCUCUCGCUCUGGGAAAACCUCCAAAAGAAUCAUUAUCUCUGACUGUGGAGAAAUCAAAUAACACACACACACACACACACACACACACACACACACACACACAGUAAGAACACCUCAGCACCAGGACUCACAACACACCCUUUUUCAUUUCCUCUUCUAUAGGCCCUUCUCUCUGCCCCUUACUUCUGCCUGCUACUUCCUGUUCAUGUAAAAUCUGACGAUUAAAGAUGACUGACCUGUUUAUUCUGCUAAAGCUAGCUAGCUAACAUUAAAGAACAUCUACUAGCUAGCUAACGGUGAAAUUAUCUCUAAACGUAAUAUUAGCUAGCUAAUAGAAUAGCCAUCGGAUACUCUGCUUUGGGGAUCGUCUUUAUUCUCUCGACCAGUUUUGUGUCUAAUUUAUACAAAAUAUUCCCCAAAUAAAACUAGCUGGCUAGCUUUAGAUUUGACCUCUACAUAGAAUUCGGUAGCUAGUGUUAAUAAACGGAGGAUUUGUAUUAAAACAUGGGGUCACGUCGAGAGUUAAGAGCAAGAAACAAAUUAGUGUUUAACUGACUGCAAUAAUUAAGCCUGUGAAUUCUGAAUCUGAGCCAAAUCUGGAUUAAAUAAACUGGAUUAGUUAAACCUGGAUCAGUGACGUGUUCAGGUCCAGAGUGUCUUCGUUAAUGUGAACGUUGUGUAUUCGUGUUUCUGGAAGCCGAUCCUCAGGGAGUCACCUGUUUCAGCUCCUCACACACCUGUCCUGGUGGGCGGAGCUCUGAGCGAGACGCAUUUAAAUAAAACAUUUCAUCACGUUGUAAA
Tachysurus vachellii is the source of this 1397-nucleotide messenger RNA. RefSeq names its product peptidyl-prolyl cis-trans isomerase A-like. The coding region runs from base 85 to 657 and encodes 190 amino acids. The record is from RefSeq and is a predicted model, not a curated record. Gene Ontology annotation, molecular function: peptidyl-prolyl cis-trans isomerase activity. The transcript is spliced from 7 exons. Lineage: Eukaryota; Metazoa; Chordata; Actinopteri; Siluriformes; Bagridae. Gene Ontology annotation, biological process: protein folding; protein peptidyl-prolyl isomerization; cellular response to hydrogen peroxide. Gene Ontology annotation, cellular component: mitochondrion.